Messenger RNA from Leptinotarsa decemlineata (Colorado potato beetle), 1136 nucleotides. RefSeq lists its product as uncharacterized. NCBI's taxonomy places the organism in Eukaryota, Metazoa, Arthropoda, Insecta, Coleoptera, Chrysomelidae. The record is from RefSeq and is a predicted model, not a curated record.
UUACGUUAUAUAACUUUUCCUUCAUACCGUCUCGAUUUUGUUCUCGGUCAAGUUUUGCUCAUUAUAAAUCGACAUGUUAUCGCAGUUAGUUGUGUUGUUUACAUUUUCAGUGAUACAAUCGAUGAGUGAACAGUUCAAAUGUGAAGUGAUUCCUUUUGAAACAAAUGACGUCAGAGGGACUUGCUGCAUACAUUUAAAAAAUAACUUCCGGCGGCCGAGUAAAGAAGAAAUCGACCGACAAAUCUUAGAAAACGUAUUUGAAAGAAGAAAUCAGGCAACUCCAGAAAAUGAUCAAAGGCACUUUGGUGAAAAUGGACAAAAUCGAAAUGGCGAGUUCGGAAAUAGACCUAAAACAUAUCCGGUCACAGAAAACGUAAAUGGUUAUGGUGGUAGCACAUCUAGAAGAGUACCAUUUAUUGAACACAUUGACUUGAGCAGAGUGACGGAAAGGAAUCCGAUUCUAUUCGAAGACACAAAUCACAUGAAUUCCGAUAGGAGAGACUACAACGAAUAUAAUCGGGGGUCGUCGGUUGAUACAGGUUUCAACUCAAAAGCAGACGAGAGUCUCAAUACAAACACAAAAUUCAAAAUCAGACCUCUUCCUCAUAAUGUUAGAAACGAGAAUCCUAAAUCAAGUACAGCGACCGAAAAAACCUUUUCUCAAAUAGAGAAAUCGUAUAAUCAGAAAAAAGUGGAUCGAAAUAUCUUUCAAGGUAAAAAUGAAUCGAAUUCAAAUUUCAUUAAUAGAACCAAAGGAGACGAUGAACAUAUAAAACCUCAGUCGAACAACACAAUUCCAGACUUGGGAAACAGAAAUAAUGUAAAUGUACCGGAUACCUGUACUGAAGGAUAUGCAAGAAAUGCCAACGGAAAAUGUGUUAAAAUAUUCCAGUGAAUAUAAAUAACCAUACAAAAAGUUAUAAUUUUAUACAUAGACUGAGAAGAAAACCAUGACAUUUACAUUAAUAUGACUUAUGUAGUUUGCCUCAAAAACGAUGUGGCAAGUACAAUUCAAACCACCUCACGUUGCAUUCGUUUCUCAACAUUCCUUUCAUAUUGUUCAAUCGAAUGUAUGAAAUUAUUCGAGUUAAAUCAUUUGUAUUUAUUCUUUUUUAAUAAAUUAAAAUUCGACCUGA